Aspergillus versicolor CBS 583.65 is the source of this 861-nucleotide messenger RNA. RefSeq lists its product as uncharacterized. Bases 1 to 861 code for a protein of 286 amino acids. The record is from RefSeq and is a predicted model, not a curated record. The transcript has 2 exons. Lineage: Eukaryota; Fungi; Ascomycota; Eurotiomycetes; Eurotiales; Aspergillaceae.
AUGGGAAAACGGAAACAUCCAGCAUCCACCAAGUCAAAGACUUCAAAACAUGAAGAACCAACUCCCAAAGCCAAGAAACGCAAGGUGCAAAGCAAGCCCAUGCACAACCAGGGCCGGUCGCUCUUCUUCCGCCUCCCACAGGAAAUCCGAGAUAUGAUAUACAAGGAAAUAUUCAUUUUUCCUGAGACGGUCCAUAUUGCCUGGGUAGGAGGCCGGAAAUACAAAUUCCGCAGCUUCCUCUGCAAACUCCCCAUGGAAGCCCAGCUGGAGUAUGAUCGAGUCCACCCACUGCCUUGCAUCUGUAGCAAGGACCACUUCGCCUGCUCGCCCAGGGCUCAUAGCAGGACAUUUUCAGUGAAGUCUACGCGGACGCCCGCUGAGACACGAAAACUAAGGGCAAUGAGCAUGCUCCAGAGCUGUAAGAGAAUAUACACCGAGACAAUCGAGAUGCUCUAUACGCAAAAUAAUUUCUACAUCUCCAAUCCGCGUACGGCUCUCGAACUACCGAAAUAUAUGCCCCAAUCCCGCCUGAGUCUCUUUCGGCAUCUGGCUGUCGAGUCGCCGCCCUGGGGUGAUUUGAUGGCUUCGCGCAUUAUCGAGCGCUGGAAGGAGGUGGUUGAUGCGCUGAGAAUGUUCAACGGGCUGCAGACACUGUGGAUACUCCUGCGUCCGGCUUUUGGGUUGAACGUCGAGAUUCAGGACCUUAUGGGUCGGAUUGACGAGGGUGCACUUGCGGUUCGGCCACGGAUAACUACAGAUGCUUUUAUUAAAAUGGCUCCAGCCCAGGGGUCGAAAAGAGAAAUUUGCCCGCGGCAUCCUGAUAAGACUCAUGCUCAUGCUCGUUUUCUGAAUACGGUCUAG